Homalodisca vitripennis (glassy-winged sharpshooter) is the source of this 2030-nucleotide messenger RNA. It is a transcript of the gene hook, whose product is annotated as protein Hook homolog 3. Lineage: Eukaryota; Metazoa; Arthropoda; Insecta; Hemiptera; Cicadellidae. Gene Ontology annotation, cellular component: centrosome; cytoplasm. The record is from RefSeq and is a predicted model, not a curated record. Gene Ontology annotation, biological process: cytoplasmic microtubule organization; cytoskeleton-dependent intracellular transport. Gene Ontology annotation, molecular function: microtubule binding; dynein light intermediate chain binding.
AAAGGGAAAAAAAUUUUAGAACUGCAGUCAAAACUGGACUCCUUACAGCAGACAGCCGGGGAGGCUCGACUCCUGAAAGACGAAGUAGAUAUCCUUAGAGAAACUGCUGAUAAAGUGGAAAAGUACGAAGGAACGAUUCAGUCAUACCAGAAAAAGCUAGAAGAACUAGGUGAUCUGAAGAGAGAAUGUAAAGUUUUAGAAACGAAAAAUCUCAGUCUUCUUGAACAAAAUGUAGAAUUAGAAAAGGAAUUGAAGAAAUCAGCUACGUGGAAAACGCAGGUUGAAGUGUAUAAAAAACAAAUAGCAGAGCUUCAUAGCAAAUACAACGAAGAAACUAAGAGAGCAGAUAAGUGUGAGUUUGACUACAAAAAGGCCUCUGAACAAUUAAAAGCGGUUUAAAAGAGAGAAAGAGGUAACCUGAUCAGUGAAAGGGACCUGCUGCGAGAAACCAACGAGGAGCUGCGAUGCUGUCAGUUGCAGCAGAGGAAUGUGGAAACCACUCCAGUUGGGCAGCUACCUGAAAACAUCAUUUCAGUGACAGAACUCACUCAAAAAGUUCUACUCCUUGAGCAUGAAAACAAGAAGCUUCGCCUGAACCAAAGAACAUCAGAAGAUGAGAAGCUGUCAGUGGUACAGUCCCUGCUGGAUGAUGCCAAGCAACAGAUUAACCAGUUGAGGCUUGAGAACAGACAAGCUAACCAACGAAUAAUGGAGCUUGACGGGGAAGUUAAAGAUUUGCAAGAGAGAGAUCAAGAAAGUUCAUCAAGUCUGAAAGUGAAAAUAAAAGACUUGGAAAACAAACUUCAGCAGGAAAAGGAGCAAAAGGCAGCUGAGUUGGAAGAACGAGACAUGGCUCUUGCAGAAAAAAAACAAAUAAUAACUUUGAUGCAAGAGACCAUUAGCCAGAAGGAGCAGGAAGUCCAAGAAUCGGAGGAUAAGCACAAGAAGUACAUUGAGAAAGCUAGAAAUGUCAUCAAAUCUAUGGACCCAAAACAAGUGUCACCCGUGGACAUCAACAUUCUCCGCAAUCAGCUGCUCGACCGCCAGAAGAUGUUGUCUGAUCUCGAGAAAGAGUAUGAGAAAAGUAAAACCUUAAAAGAAAUGGAAGAAAAACUUAUAUCUACUGCAUUUUAUAACCUUGGUCAAACAAGACACAAGGAAUUGGUAGACCAGAGGCUGCUGAACCUUAGUCAAAGCCAGUCCUUCCUCGCCAGACAACGACAGCCCACCAGCCGUCGCACGCAGCUCAAUUCUAAAUAGCGGUUCUCCACACUUGUAAACAUAUUCUUGUAAAUCAAUGUACUUACUCUUAGGGGCAUCACUUCACUUAAAAGUGUGUAUUGUAAGAUAUAAUGAUUUCUUUUAAGUCGUAUAAUUUAUCUUGUAUCAUAUUGCAGAUAUUUGUGUAUCUCUUCAAAUGCAAGUUAUAUUCAUUGCAUAUUUAAGAUGAUAAUGUAGUAUCAUAUUAUCGACAUAAUACAACUGUAUUUUUAUCAAGUAAGACAGUGUUUAAAAUUCAAUGAAUUUAUUAUUUUUUCACUCCGUUUCUUCUCAUGUUACAAUUACUUACCUACAGUGAUAGUGAUGUCCCUAUUUAUCCUCCGAUGUUCUAACUGAAUGUACUGGUGGUUUCUUCAGUGCUUCAAAAUAUAUCUAGUGCCUUACGUCACUAGUGAUGUGUCUUCACCAGAAUGACUACAUUAUUCAAUGUAAAAUAUAUUUUUAAAUUUGACCAAAUAUCAAAACAAUAUCAAUUAGACGUUGUUGGGAAUAAUUGGUAUUUUGUGAUUUCAUGUAAUACAUUGUAAAGUGUUUAAAGUUUGUAGGGCGUGUAAAAAGUGUAAUAAUCUAAAGUUUAUAGAGUACGAAACAAUAAGUGUAAAUAAAAAUAUUACAAGACUUAAAAACAUUAGGCCUACUAAUUCUAUAAAAAGUGUAACUCAGUAUUCGUAUACAUUUGUUUUUUGCUGAUUUCCAAGCUUAUAAAUAAUUAACUAGUACAGUAAUAAUAAAAGUUUUUCUAUGUUUAA